Molecule: messenger RNA, 2980 nt
Organism: Cyprinodon tularosa
Lineage: Eukaryota; Metazoa; Chordata; Actinopteri; Cyprinodontiformes; Cyprinodontidae
Exons: 3
Coding region: 887-2980 (697 amino acids)
Molecular function (GO): zinc ion binding; nucleic acid binding
Source: RefSeq, a predicted model, not a curated record
UGGGUAGUUAACAAUUAAAAUUAAGUUUCUUUAACUAUUUAAACUUGUAAACUAUUUAUAUUUAACUAUUUAUAGGAUAUAUUUAUUGUAAAUUAUUUAUAUUUAAUUAUUUAUAGGAUAUAUUUAUUGUAAAUUAUUUAUAGGAUUGCAGAUUGUUUGAUUAUAUUUGUCUGUUUUGAUUACCACUGUUUUGUAUUGUGUUUUGUUUAUUGUAUUUGCAUGUUGUAAAAUUUCCUUUGUUAUGUACCUCACGGGCUGCCGCAGCUUAAUGAGGACAGGCCCUAUAAAGGCCGCUGUAUCAAUGUAUGCCGACAAUAACCCUCAGAGCCGUGCUUGCAUUGUGAUUCUUAGCGUUCCCUGGUGAAAGCAGCGAGUUUUCACGGUGACAUUGAUGACUGAGAUGAUCCGCAUCAAAGAAAAUAAACAUUGAAAAUCACCUGUCGAGACCGCUGAAAUUUCAUUCACUGCUGGGGAGCUGCUACAGUGAAAACUCGUAGCUUCUGUGCGUCUGGACAUCCAUUGACGGCGAGAAUUCUGGAUCUGACAUCGGCCGAAGUUUGACGCAGCAUCAGAGUCAACGCCUCCAUGAGGAGUUGUCUUCGCGGUGGAUCCAAGUUUGCUUCAGAAACUGAAUCCAACAGAUGAUCGCUGGCUUGGUGAGAAAUUGACUUAUCAAACACGGAAACAACUUGAAGAUGACGUCACCUGACUUUUAUUGGCGUUUGUGAAAUUACGCCGAAUUAUUUAAAAGGUAACUGGACUAAUUAAGAGGAAGAAAAAAAAAAUAAUAAUAAUAAUAAAAAAUAAAAAUAAAUGAAAAAAAAAAAAAAAAAACAUUUAUGGGUUUAAUUUCACUGUAAGGUUUAAGUCAUUGUAAAGGGUUAAGAUGUCACUGCCAAGUGUAAAAGGACUUUCUACUGAAGAUGUGUGCUCUGAUGUAAAGCCAAAAGGACAAGAGUUGGUUUCAGGUCCACGGACAAGAAAGUUAACUGGAAAGGGAGAGCAGUACAGAGAAGCAGAAUCUGCAAAAUGGAUAAAGGCAUUUCUUAAAUCUUAUGGAUCCUGGAAGCAAAUUGCCAGGGAAGCCAGGAGGAAAUUAAAAGGUUUCUGCUCUCAGGAGAAUCUGAAUGAAAUAAAUCAGCAAGUCCAAAACAGUCUUGAUAAAGUGAAACAAAAUUAUGAGUGUCUUCAACGUAAUUCUUUAAAUACUCCAGAUAUUGUGCAGAAACUAGAUGCCUGUACUAUAUUAACAAAUGAGAUUUAUGAUCUUGUGUGUAAGCGUUUGGAAGGGAGUAUUGUUGAAGAAAAUUUUAAUCAAGAAGUUGAAAAGGAAAGGGUGCGAGAAAUCUUAAAUAGAGAUGAAUAUCAGUCUGUUUUUGGAGAAGCCUCUACUGAAAAUUCUUCAUGUGCAUAUGGUUCAUCAACUACCAGUUCCAAAGUUUCUCAAGAGCGGGUAAUUGCAGAAGCUGAUCUUGCAGCCAAAAGGGUUCAAGUUAAAUCCAUGUUGGAGAUUGAAGCUCAACAUGCUAAAGUCAGUAAACUUGAAUGUGAGUGGAAAUGUCAUGAGUCCCAGAUUAUGGCAGAAAUGAAGCAGAAGGAGGCUGAAGUGCUGCAGCAACUUGAUGAGGAAAAGAGCAAGUUAAAGGUAAUGGAGACUGAUAUGGAAGUUAAAAUGGCUGCAGCUCGGGUUGAUGUUUACAGCAGACUUGAGGAUGGUGUUGAAAGGGAAAAUCUUGAUUUUGAGCCUGAAGUUAAGUCAAUGCAACCUUUAAAACACCCAAGAAAGUCGACUGCAAGGGCUGCAACUAUUUUACCAUCUCAAGUUUGCUCUGAGAUUUCUGCAGUAAACUUGGCUGAAGCCUUAACGAGCUCGUUAAGUUUAAGUCGCCUCCCUGUUCCUAUACCUGCCAUAUUCUCAGGUGACCCUUUGAAAUUUGUGGACUUUAAGAUAUCAUUUACAACUUUAAUUGAUUCAAAGGCCAUCUCUGCUGGAGAAAAAAUGUUGUAUCUGAAAAGUUAUCUCUCUGGAGAAGCCCGAAAGGCUGUAGAAGGUUUCUUUUACAGAAGUUCUGAAGAUGCAUAUGAAGGUGCAUGGGCAGUUCUUCAGGAGAGAUAUGGAAACUCGUUUGUAAUUCAGAAAGCAUUUAGGGAUAAACUUAAGUCAUGGCCUAAGAUUGCACCAAAUGAUCCAUCGUCUCUCAGAGAUUUUGCAGACUUUUUGAAAAGUUGUGAAGAGGCGAUGCCUCAAGUUAAAGGACUGUCUAUCUUAAAUGAUUGUGAAGAGAAUCAUAAGAUGUUGAAGAAAUUACCAGAUUGGGUUGUACGUAAAUGGAGCAGAGUUGUUGUUGAAGUACUAGAUGCAUGUGGGGAAUAUCCAUCUUUUGAAUGUUUUUCUAGAUUCAUAAAAAAGGAAGCACGCAUAGCAUGUAAUCCUAUUGCUUCUCCAUUUUUGUUAAAGUCUAGAACUUCUUCAAAUGAUCUUUCCAGAAAAGCAAAAGCUCUUAGUACCAGUACGGAGUUCAAGAAACAAGAAACUGUUCAUGUUCUGAAAUCUAAACUGCCUUGUUUGGUUUGUACAGACACGUCGCACAGUAUUGCUAAAUGCCCUAAAUUUGCAGUUAAAUCAAUGGAAGACAAAAUGUCAUUUAUACAUCAGAACCAUCUUUGUUUUGGAUGCUUGAGAAAGGGCCAUUUAUCGAAAGAUUGUAAAACACGCCAUGUUUGUGGAGAGUGUAGACGGCAUCAUCCUACUUGUUUGCACCUGGAGAGAGUAAGAUCUCAGGAUGCUGCUCAGCAGUGUUCCAUCUCUUCAGAAGAAACACCUCAGGUUUCUCGCAGUGUCUUGUCUCAUGCACUCACCCGAAACAUUUCUGCAACAUCAAGUAUUGUUCCAGUUUUUUUGUCCUCUGUGAAGGAUCCUGGGAAGGAAAUACUUACUUAUGCACUCCUUGAUACUCAGAAUUCGGAGCUUUUUCUCUGA